AUGGGGCGGUGGUCUGGGGACUGCUUCCAGUGCUCCUCCAUUGAAGCGCUCAAUAGGGAGCUCGACGGAGAAACGGUCAAGUCCACGUGGGCCACCUUUCUUUGCCGGCGGCCUUUUAAUCUUUGCCGAAAGCUUUUUUUUUGCCGGAGGCCUUCUCUAUCUUUUGCCGUAGGCAUUUUCUUUGCCGGAGGCCCUAAACCUCCGGCAAAGGCCCAGGCCGCCAGCAACUGUGAUUUUCCCGUAGCGAAGGUGAAGGAUGAAGUAUCGGGGUGGGCGGUCCUCAGUUCCAGAUCCAUUCGCGCCGAUGGGCGCAACAAGGAUCUGGCGGACGCCGUGACGCUCCUGGCGCGCGUCGUUCAGCCCCCGCAUAUUUCCGAGCUCUCCAUCCACCUCAACCACGAGCUCUGUCCCAUCCAGAUCGAGGAUUACGCCGACCCCGAUCCCGACGGCCCUGCGUAUACCGAGAAUCCCAUAGCCUACGUGGAGGCCACAGACGACCGGCUCAUCGUCCUGGCCGAUCGAUUCCGAGGCCGUCAAUAUGCCGACCAUCUCCUAGUCUACGAUGCCGUCGACGCGUCGCUCUCUGUGGUGCCGGUCCUGUCUCGCAUAAAUUGCGUGCCCAAAUCACAUAUUCUACCAGUGCGCCGCCGCAACGACAGCGGCUACGCGCUGGCCAUCAUGGCGGAAGACGAUCUGUACGACCCGGUAACACGAAGCGAGAGCCGAUGGGAGGUCCUCUGCCUGUGGCCGCCACCGCCCUCCUCCAAGCCACUCCCACCUUUAAAUGGAAGCAUCGCCCCGUGGCAGGUAAAGGAGCCGCGCUUCCCUCCGGAGAAGCCGGAAAUUUUCUGUGAGCACACGACCUUCUCAUUCCAAGGGCAGGCUUUCUGGGCGGACCUGGGCAAAGGCCUCCUGUUCUGCGAUUGCGAGGACAUGCUCUCUGGCGGCUACCAGGUGCCCUUCCGUUACGUUCCACUGCCGUCAGAGUGCACGUCUUGCGGAGAAUGUGGCAACAUUGAUCUGACGUGGAGUCGGGCCAUGAGCUGCUGCGACAGUGAUUGGAGCAGGCGGCGACGUUGACUGUAACCAGGGUGGUCAUAACCCUUGCUUGUUCCCGCUUACCGAAGGUGCCAACUAUGGGAUAAAAAAUCAGGAAGGAUAUGAACGCUUGCGUAGCAACAUGUCUCCUGUCAGCCGUUUCGAUUUGACGUCGACGCCUUGUAACAAGGUUUUCUUAUGGGACUUUUCUUUUGUUCUGGUUUUUUGCCGCCUCGCUGCCUCUUUAUCUUAGCGUGUGAAUUUUCUUGUAUUUUUUGUUUACGUGUUGAGGUAGGGCCCUAUGCCCAAACCAUCUACUGGUGCUUCUGGUGCUGUCCUUCAGGCUAAACCUAAAUUGAAAUCCGCUGUCCAAGGGAAUCAUCAGAAAGUAGUAGUAGACCUAAGCUCCCCUGAAGCGGAGGUUGUUGCUGAAAAGAAUUUCAAAACUCGCUGCACCAAUUUAUCGAAGGAAAACGACAUUAUGUACAACAAGUCAAUCCAGUCCCGUAUUGUAGAGCCUAAUCAAUCAAAUGUCAAGCAACAGGAACCUCGUUUGCUAGCAAAUCAAUGUCAUAUACGUCCGGCCAAAGAAUUAGUGGGCACCAAACGUCCGGCCAAUGCAAUUACAAAUGUUAUUCAGAAUCGCAAUAUCAAUCAGCAUGGCCGCUUCCUAGUUUCUGAUGAUG
This is a messenger RNA of Brachypodium distachyon (stiff brome), 1724 nucleotides long. RefSeq lists its product as uncharacterized. The record is from RefSeq and is a predicted model, not a curated record. The transcript is spliced from 3 exons. Bases 1 to 1080 code for a protein of 359 amino acids. Lineage: Eukaryota; Viridiplantae; Streptophyta; Magnoliopsida; Poales; Poaceae.